GACGACGACUCGGGGAAUGGAUAAUGGAAGAAACAGAAGGCAAACCGAGCAAGUCAGAGGAUCCCCGCGCCUCUGCGGCCCCGAGAUCUCCGCCUAUAAAAGCCGCCCCACCCCGCACUCGCCCACCAGCUGCUCUCCACCAAGAGCUGCUGCUACCACCAAACCGGUCGCCGGAUUCGUCCGGAGCUUUGCCCGUUUCGCGGACCCAGAUCUACUCCGCGGCGCCGGCGCGUCCCCGCUGAGAUGGCGAUCACGGUGAGGCGGUCGACGAUGGUGCGCCCGGCGCGGGAGACGCCGCGGCAGCGGCUGUGGAACUCCAACCUCGACCUCGUGGUGCCGCGCUUCCACACGCCCAGCGUCUACUUCUACCGCCGCGGCGGCCCCGAGGUGGAGGGGUUCUUCGACGGCGAGCGGAUGUGGCGCGCGCUGGCGGAGGCGCUCGUGCCGUUCUACCCGAUGGCGGGGCGCCUCGCGCGGGACGAGGACGGCAGGGUCGAGAUCGACUGCAACGGCGAAGGGGUGCUCUUCGUCGAGGCCGACGCGCCCAACGCCGCCGUCGACGACUACGGCGACUUCGCGCCCACCAUGGAGCUCAAGCGCCUAAUCCCGGCGGUCGAUUACACCGAUGACAUCUCGUCCUUCCCGCUCCUCGUGCUCCAGGUGACUUACUUCAAAUGUGGAGGCGUCUCCCUUGGUGUUGGCAUGCAACACCAUGUAGCGGAUGGCAUGUCCGGCUUGCACUUCAUUAACUCAUGGUCUGACCUCUGCCGUGGAGCUCAAAUUUCUGUCAUGCCCUUCAUUGACCGCACUCUCCUUCGCGCUCAUGAUCCACCGACUCCAUCUUUCCAACAUAUUGAGUACCAGCCUGCCCCAGCUAUGUUGUCCUCCACACCUCAGUCCCUCACCUCCAAGUCAAAGCCACCUGCCACCGCUGUAGACAUUUUCAAGCUCACUCGCUCAGACCUUGGCCGUCUGCGCUCACAGCUUCCCACAGGUGAAGGUGCACCACGGUUCAACACAUAUGCAGUGUUAGCUGCACAUGUCUGGAAAUGUGUCUCCCUUGCACGCAGCCUGCCUCCUGAACAGCCCACCAAGUUAUAUUGUGCCACUGAUGGGCGACAACGGCUCCAACCCCCACUUCCAGAUGGUUACUUCGGCAAUGUCAUCUUCACUGCAACACCACUUGCCGAGGCAGGCAAGGUGACCAGUGGGCUGGCAGAAGGAGCAGCGGUCAUCCAAGGAGCCCUAGAUAAGAUGGACAACGACUACUGCCGCUCGGCGCUGGACUACCUGGAGCUGCAACCAGAUUUGUCAGCACUGGUGCGUGGAGCACACACCUUCCGGUGCCCAAACCUAGGGCUCACCAGCUGGGUGCGCCUUCCUAUCCAUGAUGCUGACUUUGGUUGGGGCCGGCCUGUGUUCAUGGGGCCAGGUGGCAUUGCAUAUGAGGGUCUGGCGUUCGUCCUCCCAAGCGCAAAUGGAGACGGUAGCUUGUCCAUUGCCAUUUCAUUGCAGGCUGAGCACAUGGAGAAGUUCAGGAAGCUAAUCUAUGAGCUAUAAACGGAACACAUUAUACCUUUUGAAGAAGGAUGUAAUCGGCGUACAGGGCUGAAGUCUAAAGGCGCUAUAUCCAGUUCCUCCAGUUCGUGUAUAAAAUGCCUCAAAUUUCAGGCGAACCAAUUGCCGCCCUUUAUUUCACCUUUUUAUACCCUCGGUUGGAGGAUGUUUUGGGGAACAUCUAAUUGUAUGUGCUACAAAUAAUUAGUUGUUUUGUUGUGGAAGAUCAAUAUAUAUAAUAGAGACGGUAGACAUUUUUUGAAGAAACAUGGUGAAGCCAUUGUAACCAAGUGAAGUAAAGAGCUCUAGAUUUUGUAUAA
Molecule: messenger RNA, 1877 nt
Organism: Panicum virgatum (switchgrass)
Lineage: Eukaryota; Viridiplantae; Streptophyta; Magnoliopsida; Poales; Poaceae
Product: hydroxycinnamoyltransferase 1
Exons: 3
Coding region: 244-1560 (438 amino acids)
Molecular function (GO): acyltransferase activity, transferring groups other than amino-acyl groups
Source: RefSeq, a predicted model, not a curated record